Messenger RNA from Centruroides sculpturatus (bark scorpion), 2222 nucleotides. Its product is annotated as transmembrane protein 17B-like. Bases 319 to 888 code for a protein of 189 amino acids. The record is from RefSeq and is a predicted model, not a curated record. NCBI's taxonomy places the organism in Eukaryota, Metazoa, Arthropoda, Arachnida, Scorpiones, Buthidae. Gene Ontology annotation, cellular component: ciliary transition zone. Gene Ontology annotation, biological process: non-motile cilium assembly. The transcript is spliced from 4 exons.
AAUAAAUGUUUAUUAUUAUUAAUAUGUUAUAUAUUAUUUGAUCCCUUAAAAUGACGUAGCAUUUACAUAUGACCUACGCACAUCCACCCGUAUAAUUAUUUUGAUUAUUUAUUUUAAAAAUUCUAUUCGUAAAUGAAUUGGCAACCCUGAAACGGAAGUCACGUGUAACAUUUUGAAUGUUUAUGUUGUGUAAACAUGAUUCAAUUUCCUAUAUUAUGGCUUUAGAUAUUUGUUUACUAUUGGCCCUUUAAACGAAAGGUUACUAUUUUGAGAUUAAAGUUUCUGUAUAAAUUUUAAAAAAAUUAUUUUUAAAAGAAAAUGGAAGCUAGAACGGUGACAGAUGAAUCGCCUCAGUCUGUAUUUACGAAGUACGUACGAGAAAAAGAUAUUCGUUCGCCUUUAUCUGAUGAUGAAGUAGCCAGUUCUUUAUUGCUUCAGAUGGCAGUGUAUUUUAAUAUCUGUUUCACACCUUUCUGGGUUAUUUCUCAUAUUCUGACCUUCAAUUUGAAGUACGAUGCCUUAAAUGAAAUCUACCAGAUUGUGCUGAGUGUAGUUUUCUUCAUUAUCUUUCUUGUGGAAGGACCUCGCCUGUAUCUUGGCUACGCAGGAAAUUUAAGCGAAAGUGUACCAUCAUUAACUAGUUUCUGGCUGUUGACAUUGCUGAUCCAAUUUCCAUUAGUAUCUUUUAUAUCCUUUCACGAUGACCUGAUGCUUCUGCCAUUGGAGAAAUCUGUCAAUGCCAUCAUGCUGAUAUUCAUUGCAUUAGAAGUCAUCGUGGGUUAUUUUGCUCUCAGAACGAUCGCCCGUCAUCAGGCAGUUCGUUUCCAGAUGCACAUUCACGGCAUCCAGAAAACAGGAAUAAAAAUUCUCUCUUCAGCCGAUGAUUGAAGCCAAAAUUUUGAACUAAUUAAACGACAGCAGAAAUUGGGUAAUUUGAAUGUAUACUAAUAAAUUAUUUUUGUUAAUGUAAAUGAUUAUUUUCAGCAAAAGAUGAACCUGUACAAAGCAUCAUCAUUUUUAUAUAGAUUUAGUACAUGUAAAUAAAAAAAUUUUGAUAACAUUUUUGAAUAGUUAAAAGCUUAAAUGAAGUGUCUGUCAUUUAAUUCAAACAAAAUCCAGAAUCCAAAUUUCCAUAAUUUAACAACAGAUUAGAUAUUCUGUACAAUUUUGCCAAGUGUAUACACAAAGACUAUGUAGCAGUGUGGUGCAGAGGCAUUAAAGGACUGAUUCCAAAUCAAAUAUACUUGAUUCUGUACAUCAAAAAUGUUUUAUAUUUUUAAAAAGGAAUGUUAUUUAUGUUAAGAUUAAAAUAAAUGAAUUUGGCAGAUUUUAUACUAAAAAUUGCAAAAAUGGAAAAUCUUAUAUAAUUUUCUGCAAUGUGAAUUCCACGGCAUACAUAUGCAGUGUCGUUUUAAGGAUAGAACAAGGGGAAUCUGAAGAAUGGGGAAAGUAGUCAGAAGAGGAACCAAUUGAAAGAAGAAGUCUUGGAGUUAAUAAAAAAGACAUUUUUAUUAUCAUCAUUCAAUCUGUUUGGCUUUCCAGUAGCACAAUUUGUCAUAGAAGCAUGUUAAAAAACAUUUCUGCAGUGUGCACAUAAGAUUUUUACAAUCCAAUGACAUGUAAAUCAUCUUAAAAACAGAUUAAUGUUUAAAACACUUCAACUAAUUUGGGAGAAUCAUUUGUACUCAAACACACUGAUAUUUUCCAAUGUGUUUAAUGUUUCAUUUUUUUUCUACCAUUUUCACAACUUCUGAAACCAAUGAAGCAUCCUUCAAAAUCAAGAUUUUUCACAAAUGUGUAAAUUUUGUAAUAUUGUCAUGCAGUGAUUCUUCUGCAGAAGACACUUCUAUGCUACUGAUGUUAGCAGGUGACAUCAAAGCCAUCUUUUCAUUGUUUAGAGAACAAAGAUGCAAUUAUACACACAUAUUAAACAAUGACUUUGUUGCCAGAAUAUGUAUGUAUUGUACACGAAUAUACAGAAAAUGUUUUGUUUUUAAAUAAAUAUUGCUAGGUAGCAUUUGUUAAUUGCUUUUCACAUUGAUUUGUUACCUUUAUUACUUUCCUAAAAAUUACCAAAAAACCAGUAUUAUUUAUGAAAAUUACUUGUCACUUGAAAUUAUGGUAAUGUCCACAAGUUCUUAACGCCAAAGAGCCAUAAAUUUUACUGAUGUAUUACCCAUGCAUUUUGAAUGGAAAGACACAGUACAACUUUUUAUCUAAUU